AUGAGCGAUAUAAUGUCACCGGCGGUCGAUUCCGAUUCGAAAUUGGGAUCAGAUCCAACCAGUCGAAUUGCCGAAGUGAAGGAAUGGUUGGGAUCCGAAUUCGGCAGGGCCGGGAAAGAAGUUCCCGAUUUUGAGUACACCCCUUUUAGCGUCUCUCAUUUGCACAAUCUCUGCAAUCUCUCCCAAGCAAAGACACGCGCCGCCGAGAUUCUGGCCAAAGACUUCCGCCUCAAGGCCGCCGAGUACCGCGCCCAAGCGGCGAGAAUCAGAGAGAUUUUGGAGAGCGUAGGGAUGGCACAGGAGAAUUUAUCCUCCAAUGUGGUUUCAUCGGCGCAAGUUCUUGCUAAUGUGGCGAAUUUGUUGAACAUUAGGGAUACUGAGCUCAGUAGCUUUCUGGUUGCAAUGGGGGAUAUUUCUUUGAGGAAAAUAAGUGUUGAGGAGAAGAGGGCAAAGGUGGAGAAGGAUUCUAAGGUUCUACUUGAUCAUACUCGAAAGGCAAUAGCUAGAUUAACAUAUUUGAAGAGAACAUUAGCACAACUAGAAGACGAUGUAGCUCCAUGUGAAGCUCAAAUGGAUAAUUGGAAGACAAAUUUAGCUGUAAUGGCUGCCAAGGAGAGGCAGUAUAUGCAGCAAUGUGCCAACUACAAGGCAAUGCUUAAUCGUGUGGGUUACUCACCAGAUAUUAGUCAUGGGAUACUGGUUGAAAUGGCUGAGCAUAGGAAAGAGUUGGAGAAGAAAACAAAGCCCAUGCUUGAUACUUUAAGGAGCUACCAAGAUCUUCCCCCUGAUAAAGCUUUGGCUGCUUUAGCAAUUGAGGACAAGAAAAGACAGUAUGCUGCAGCUGAAAAGUAUCUUGAAGAUGUUCUUCAUUCUGCACUCACCACGACACAGUAGCUUCUCUUCGACAGUCUAACGUUAUCGGUAGCGAUCAAGGACCAAGCGUUGAUUGAACCCCAUCACUAUUGUAGAUCUUCAUUUUUGUAUGUAUAUAGUUAACCUUUGUAUUGCAUCAUGGGGUGGUUAGAUGUAGCAAGAGUGACGCCAAGGGCUCGUGUUUUGAGAGAUCCUUCAUUAAACUGAAAUGUUUUUGUAUGUAAUAUUUAGUUUGAAUUUUAGCUCUGUUUGAAACUCUGGAAUCAUCUGGAUGUGUGUGGUGAGACACACUUGUUGUGUUGUA
Molecule: messenger RNA, 1177 nt
Organism: Cucumis sativus (cucumber)
Lineage: Eukaryota; Viridiplantae; Streptophyta; Magnoliopsida; Cucurbitales; Cucurbitaceae
Product: AUGMIN subunit 1
Exons: 7
Coding region: 1-894 (297 amino acids)
Biological process (GO): spindle assembly
Cellular component (GO): HAUS complex; cytosol
Source: RefSeq, a predicted model, not a curated record